CAAGUUUUGAUUUGUGUGGGAAGAAGAUCGUUGACAUUUACAGAAAGAUUUUUUCUAUGGUGUCCUCGUAAGAAAUGCAUAAGAAAUUUAUUCCAGAUGAACAUUUAAGGAAAGAAAGCAAUGUCAGCUUAGUAAACGUAGGUAAUUUGAUAUGCUAAAUAUAAAAGUGGCCCCAAGUAUAUAAUGUCAUGUAAGCUACCAAAACAAAAUGUCAAUUAUAAAAAGUUGAUUCAAGAUGGUUGCACGGGAUUGUUGGUGGGUUCAUUGACAAAAGCAUAAUCUUUUCCGCUUCUAGGCAUUGUUGGCAAUUUUGAAGGGUUUUUGUUACUUUUGUUAAAGCUCUGCGCCACAUACGCAAUGGACCAGAUUAUGGGACAGAAUUGCAUGAGCCUCAGAAUGUUCUUGGUUAUAGCUUUCCCUGUCGUUGUAAUUGUAACAGUAACCCUAAUGUAUCAAAACUCUGGUUUCGGACUUUUUGAGGGAUUUUCCGGAGGCAUAAUACAAGGAGGAACAACUCAGAACGUUACUGCUGAGUUGUUGACUGGUGGGCCAAAUGUUACAACUCAUGGCUUUGAAUUGGGAGGAAGAGUCCAAAAUAUAACACAUGACAGCUUAGGAGAAUCAGAAGGUGGAGUUAAAGAACUUCAAGGGAGAUCUCAAAAUGAUGCCACUACUGAAGGAAGAACUAAGAAUAUUACAGCAGCAGAUGGUGGCCCGAAAAAUGUUUCAUUGACAAGUUCAACAAAUGAGUCAACUCAACAUGCAGUUAAUCAUGAUGACAAACUGCUUGGUGGACUAUUAGCCUCUGGAUUUGAUGAAACAUCAUGCAAAAGUAGAAUGCAAUCUCACUUAUAUCGCAAAGCUUCUCCACAUAAGCCUUCUCCAUAUUUGAUAUCUAAACUACGUGGCUAUGAAGAAAUCCAUAGAAGGUGUGGACCUAGUAGUAAAACUUACGACAAAAGCAUGAGAAAGAUUGAACACUCCAAGAACAAUGGUGUUGCUACAACGUGUAAGUACCUUAUCUUUACACCAGCUAAUGGUUUGGGGAACCAAAUGAUUAGCCUGGCUGCAACAUUUCUUUAUGCCGUCCUCACUGAUCGAGUGCUACUUGUAAAAUUUGGGAGCGAUAAGCAUGGCCUAUUUUGCGAGCCAUUUCUCAAUUCAACUUGGAUAUUACCGAAGAAGUCUCCGUUUUGGAAUGAAAAACAUAUCGAAACAUAUCAGUUCCUGCUAGAGAAGGAUAGGGUUAGCAACUCAACGGAGGAUUUACCACCAGUUUUGUUUAUGAAUCUACAACACUCCCUCAAUGACCCUGAGAAACUUUUUCACUGUGGCCAUAGUCAAGAUCUUCUCCGAAAAAUCCCUAUGUUGAUUUUGCAGUCUGAUCAAUACUUUGUGCCCUCUAUGUUCAUGAACCCGUUUUAUAGCAUGGAGAUUACCAAAAUGUUUCUAGAAAAGGAUGUAGUUUUCCACCAUUUGGGUCGCUACCUUUUUCACCCUUCAAAUGAAGCAUGGGAAUUUAUCAGAAGUUAUUAUAAGGCACAUUUGGCCAAAGCAGCUGAGAGAAUAGGCUUACAAAUAAGAGUAUUUAAGCCUGAAACCACACCAACACAAGCAAUCAUGGAUCUAGUUUUAAGCUGCACAUUAAAGCAUAAGAUACUACCAGAAGUGGGUUUAGAAACUUCAGUGUCUUAUGCUAAAAAAAAACAGACUACAAAAGCAGUUCUCGUGGCAUCUUUAUCUCCAGAAUAUGGAGAUAAUUUACGGACUAUGUAUCAUAACAAACCAACCAUUAGUGGGGAAGUGAUACAAGUUUAUCAGCCAAGUCAUGAAGGGCAUCAAAAGUCUAAUGAUAAUAAGCAUAAUCUGAAGGCUUGGAUGGACAUGUAUCUACUAAGUUUAUCUGAUGUGUUGGUGACAACAUCUCUCUCUACUUUUGGCUACGUUGCUCAGGGGUUGGGAAAUUUGAAGCCUUGGCUUCUAUACAGGAUUUUAAAAAACGAGAGCCAUUUUCCAGCGUGUGAACGAGAUUUCUCAUUGGAGCCUUGUUAUCAUGUUCCUCCUAAGCAUUACUGCAAUGGAAUGCCCAUGCCCACCAAGGAAUUAUUUUCUUCUUUUCCCUAUUUGAGGGAGUGCAAGGAUUUUUAUUUAGGUGUGAAGAUGGUUAAUGAUUCUAUGUAAUUUCAUAUUUUCAUGGUUUAGCCUUUUUUUCUCUCUUAAAUUUAUAGUUUAACUGGGCAAUGAUUUUUA
Molecule: messenger RNA, 2250 nt
Organism: Cajanus cajan (pigeon pea)
Lineage: Eukaryota; Viridiplantae; Streptophyta; Magnoliopsida; Fabales; Fabaceae
Biological process (GO): xyloglucan biosynthetic process; cell wall biogenesis
Cellular component (GO): Golgi apparatus; membrane
Molecular function (GO): galactoside 2-alpha-L-fucosyltransferase activity
Source: RefSeq, a predicted model, not a curated record